AUGACGCGACGACUGAAAUUCCUCGUCUUGGCUUUGGCUUUGGUUGGCUGCGUGGCCGCCGAUAGUGGCUACAACUACGCUGCACCCGCACCCGCUCCAGAGAGGUCUUAUGUGGCUCCUCAGGUGCAGCAUCAUUUUGCUGCCUCCGCUCCGGCUCCAGUGGCUGCUCCAGCUCCAGCACCCGUGUUCCAGCCAGCUGCCUCUGCACCAGCGCCAGUCCGCAGCUACGUGCCUCCAGCACCAGUGCAGCAGCAGCACCACUUUGCUGCCUCCGCACCCGCACCAGUUGCUGCUCCCGCUCCCGCUCCCGCUCCCGCUCCAGUCUUCCAGCCUGCCGCCUCUGCACCAGCUCCAGUCCGCAGCUAUGUGCCUCCCGCACCAGCAGCACCUGUGCAGCACCACCACCACGCUGCUGCCUCUGCUCCGGUGCAGUCCUUCGCUGCCCCAGCUCCAGCUCCCGUGCAGUCCUUUGCGCCAGCUCCCUCCUUCCAGGCUCCUGAGCCAGCACCAGCCUUCGAGGCCGCCGCCUCUGCUCCAGCGCCAGCUCGUUCCGGCUACGACUACAGCCAGCCCCAGACGCAGUCCAGCCAGGGCUACCGCUACAGGACUGUGCGUCGUCGUGUCCUCAGGCACCGCGCUUAA
Molecule: messenger RNA, 642 nt
Organism: Drosophila subobscura
Lineage: Eukaryota; Metazoa; Arthropoda; Insecta; Diptera; Drosophilidae
Product: skin secretory protein xP2
Exons: 2
Coding region: 1-642 (213 amino acids)
Source: RefSeq, a predicted model, not a curated record